CUGAGGAGUCUGCGAAGGAGCUGUCGAAGCGCUCUCACCCGCUGUGCGCCUUUCCUGAAAAGGAGACGUCACAGACACGAUGGCAUCACAGCAGGAAUCGCGGCUGACAACACCGCGAGCACCACCACCGGUACCACUACCUGCUCUGGCACCGGCAACAGAACCCGGAAGAGCGCAGACGCAGCAGCCCACGGUGUUCGUGCCGACACCUGGAGUGCCUUGGGCCGGACCAAUGGGCGGACCAAUGGCCGGACGAAUGGCCGGACGAAUGGCCGGACCUAUGGCCUGGCCUACGGCCGGACCCAUGGCCGGAGUGAAUAUGGCUGGACCCAUGGCCGGACCCAUGGCCGGACCCGUGGCCGGACCCGUGGCCGGACCCGUGGCCGGACCUGUGGGCGGACCUCUGGGCGGACCUCUGGGCGGACCUGUGGGCGGACCUGUGGGCGGACCUGUAGGCGGACCUGUGGCCGGACCUGUAGGCGGACCUGUGGCCGGACCUGUGGCCGGACCUGUGGCCGGAAUGCCUACGGCCGGAAUGCCUACGGCCGGAAUGCCGGUGGCUGGCGGUCGGAUGAAUGCGCGGCGCGGACCCUACGUUCAAAUGCCGACUCCAGGAUUGGCGCCGUCGGAAGUGCCGCAGUACCGGGGCUGCCCCGCAGGUCUGGAAUAUCUGAUGAAGAUCGACCAUCUGCUUGUCCACCAGCAGGUGGAGUUGCUGGAAAUUUUCCUGCCGUCGGAGAGGGCUAACAAGUACGUCGUGAAGAACAGCAUGAGCCAGUUCGUCUUCGCGGCGGCAGAGCACAGCAACGUCAUCGCUCGCCAAUUGACCCGAAACCGGCCCUUCCUGAUAUCGCUUGUGGACUACCGCAACGUCCUAGUGAUGCGGAUUUCCCGGCCAUGUCGCUGCGACUGCUGCCUUUGUUUUUGCUGCCUCCAGAUAAUGGACGUGCACGACGCUUCCGGUGCCGUGAUGGGCCACCUUCGGAUGGAGUGCACCAUCCUAAACCCGAACUUCUCAGUGCUGGACAGCGAGAAGAACGUUGUCUUGAAGAUCAGAGGCCCGCUGUGUACAUCGGCCAUCUGUGCCGAGGACGUGGUCUUCGACAUCCUAACUAUGGACGGCGUCCAGAUUGGCGCGAUAACGAAGGUCUGGGCCGGAGUGUUGAAGGAGUACUACACCGACGCCGACAACUUCGCGGUCACCUUCCCCAAGGACUUGGACGUGAAGAUUAAGGCCGUGCUGCUCGGCGCAGUCUUUUUAAUCGUGAGUGGUUGA
Dermacentor andersoni is the source of this 1276-nucleotide messenger RNA. Its product is annotated as phospholipid scramblase 2-like. The record is from RefSeq and is a predicted model, not a curated record. Lineage: Eukaryota; Metazoa; Arthropoda; Arachnida; Ixodida; Ixodidae. Gene Ontology annotation, molecular function: phospholipid scramblase activity. Gene Ontology annotation, cellular component: plasma membrane. Gene Ontology annotation, biological process: plasma membrane phospholipid scrambling.